This is a messenger RNA of Homarus americanus (American lobster), 479 nucleotides long. RefSeq lists its product as uncharacterized. The record is from RefSeq and is a predicted model, not a curated record. NCBI's taxonomy places the organism in Eukaryota, Metazoa, Arthropoda, Malacostraca, Decapoda, Nephropidae. The transcript has 4 exons. The coding region runs from base 1 to 393 and encodes 130 amino acids.
AUGAGAACUCGAGGGUUGAGGGGCUGCGAGGAUGGGCGCCACACCGCCCAUGACGUGACGGGGCGCCUUGCGUGGGCGCCGCCCAUGGCCAUGGACCACGCCCACGGCACCCACGCCCCUCACGACAUCUCCACGCCUACCUCCCGUCCUGAGAACGCCCGUGGGCGUGGCCACGCACGUUCCCGCAGCCGCGACGCCUCAACAGACUCACACCACCACGCACGCGACGCUUCGCUAGGUGGCACCGCCCGGCGUGUCGGUGGUGGUGGUGGUGGUGGUGAAGAGCCAGGCUCCAAUUCCAGAGGUUCCUCUCCUGCCCGCCCGCACGCCCACUCAGCCACGCCAGUACACUCAACGCCGCCCACGCUACUCAGGCACGCACAUAACCUGUGAUGCAGAAGCCAAGCACGCCCACGCUGGGAAGCCGGCGAACACACCCGGCUCUCGUCCGCCAAUUUUCCUUACCACAAGUGCUCAGG